AGACGCGUACGACAACGUUAACAUGGCUAUACAAAUGCUGACGAACAAUGUUAUCACAAAUAACGAGGAUCUAUACUUUAAUGGUAAUGCGAGCGUGCGCCUCGGUAUCGCGCACACUUUUCGUCCUGCGUGUUCGAAACCAGAAAGCCAAAAGCGCCUCACGCGGCUGAUAUAUAUUGCUUUUUGUCGAUACACAAUUUUUGUCGGUCAUUUGCGUGAUUGUUGCGUGAUACCUUUCUUUCUUGUUUAGAUUUUAAGGCACACAUGUGCGGGAAUGUGCGUUGACAUGUUACGAGAAUCAUAAUAUAAUGAAAAAUAUUGAAUCUUGUUUAUCCGGUAAAUAAUAGAAGUGAUAUUAUUAUAAGCUCUAUUGUUCGUAUCAGAUGUUCUUGAAUUUAAUGCCAAUAGGUAACACAAGUAUGCUAAGCCCGUUUAGUAGUUUAGGAUCUCAAGGAAACAUGAGUGUUACAUCACCGAUGUCAACGUCUUCGUCACCUAUGCAUCUUAAUGAUGAUUACAUUAAUUUAACAAAUACAGUAACAGUACUUGGUGACGAAGCUUAUAUCAGUAUUUUGAUGCAACCAAUGGAAAAAUUUAGAUUUCGAUAUAAAUCUGAAAUGGUGGGAACACACGGGAGUCUGUUAGGUAUAUUGAAUGGACGUAAACGACAUAAAAGUAAUGUACCUACAGUCAAAUUAAAUAAUUUUUUGGAUAAUGCGAUAAUACGCUGCACAUUAGUUACGACUGAUGAAGAACUCAGAAUACCACAUGCUCAUAAAUUGGUGAAGCGAGAGGGUUGCGCGGAUUCAGGGGAACCACAUUAUAUAGAAGUUUCACCUCAUAAUGAUUUUACAGCUGAAUUCAGUGGUAUGGGCAUAAUUCAUACGGCAAGAAGAAAUGUCAAGGAUGAAAUAGUACGAAAACUGCGUGAGGAGGCUCUAGAGGAACGCAAACGUUCAAAUAUAAACGCCAAUCUUAGUUUUCGUGAAGAAGCACAGAUUAAAGCUGAUGCAGAGCAGUAUCAAAAAAUUAUAAAUUUAAACAGUGUUGCCCUUUGUUUUCAAGGGUUCAUUAAAGAUGAACAUAAUAUUAUGAGACCAAUUACAGCGCCAAUCUAUAGCAAUCCAAUCAAUAAUCUGAAAAGUGCGUUAACUGGAGAACUUAAGAUAUGCAGGAUUGACAAAUUUACUAGCAGCUGUGAAGGUGGCGAAGAAGUAUUCAUACUUGUGGAGAAAGUUUCAAAAAAAAACAUAAAGAUAAAAUUCUUUGAACUCGACGAAGAUGACACUGAAAUCUGGAUAGAUUAUGGCCGUUUCUCAGAACUUGAUGUUCAUCAUCAAUACGCCAUGGUAUUUCGGACUCCACCAUACAGAGAUCGAAAUAUCACUUCUCCGAAAGAAGUGUUUAUACAACUAGAACGUCCUUCAGAUUCGGGUUGUUCAGAACCAAUCAAAUUCACAUAUAAGCCAAGCGAUCGCAUGAUAGGUAGAAAAAGAACACGAAUUUCUCAUUCAAAUAGCGCGGAAUUGGCACACAUGGCAUGUAAUAAUGUGCCAUUAGUGAAUACGCCAGUAACAAAUAUGUAUCCGAGAGAGAGAGAGAGCAACGAUAGCACUGAGAUUUCUAAAGAGAUAAAAAAGAUGUUGGAUGAUAGAUGCCCUUCUAAUGAAUUUCGCGAAUUUAUCGAACACAUAAAUUUAGAUGUAUAUGAACAAUUAAUAUAUCAAAGUAGCGAAGAAAAUAAACUAACUUACGAUGGUGUAUCGAGUAAAAAGGAUGACAAAUCAUUUGCAAAGGAUGUUAUUAUUGAUACGAUAAAGAACAUCAAAAUAGGAUCAAAAAGUAAAGACAAAGAAAUCAUAAUAAAAGCAUUCAAAGACAGAACAACUUAUGGAGAUUCGCCACUGCACUGUGCGCUCCGAUAUGGACAAAAAGACAUUAUAAGACAUAUCUUAAUACUUAUGAGCAUCCUGAAUAGAGAUGCUGAAGAACUGGUGAAUAUUCGAAAUAGUUCCGGAAAAAGUCCAUUGCAUUAUGCUGCUUCGCAAGAUCAACCGGAAGUUACAAAAGCAUUACUCAUACUUGGGGCGGAUCCAAACAUAACGGAUCAUUAUGGACAAAUGCCAUUGCACAAAGCUGUAAAAUUUCCAGAAGCGAAAGAUAGUGUUGACAUUUUAUUAGCUGAAAAAGAAAUCAACAUCGAAGCAAAUACGGAUUUAGGAUGGUCACCCUUGUUAUUAGCUGCUAAAGCUGGUAAUUAUCAUGCGAUAUGUUCUCUCGUCAAAGCUGGUGCAGAUGUAAAUAGCACUGAUAUGUCCUAUGGGAGGACUGCAUUACAUAUAGCAGUUGAAGGCGGCCACAAAGAUAUCGUCAAAUUUCUAUUAAAAAAUACCAAGAUAGAUGUAAACAAAAGGAACUUUAGCGGGAAUACGGCUUUGCAUACCGCAGUGGUUAUACCAGGGACGAUAGCUAAAGAAAUAUGUGCCCUUUUACUAGAACACGGCGCCGACCCAUAUAUAAGGAAUUAUAAUCGUGAUUCAUCUAUCAUUGAAGGAGAACAAAUUCAAGAUAUAAAAACUGAAGUACAUUCGGAAGAUGAAAACAUGGAGGAAUGUACCGGGGAAUCAUCUUUUGACUUGGCUUCAAAUAAACCAGAUAUCUUGCGGCUCGUCUCUGAUCAAAAUGAUGUGUUAAUGGGCGAAAUUAAAUGUAAAGAAGAAAAUAUAGACGACACACAAAAAAUUUGGAUGGAUGCAAGUCAGGAGAAACAAUUAGCAAGUAUUUUAGAUGAAACCAAAGGAUGGAAAAAAUUAGCGCGUCAUUUUAACUUUCAAUACUUAUUGAACACUUUCGAACAGAGCUCGACCAGUUCAACGUUGCUCCUCUUGAAUUACAUCGCCAUACAAACCAAUACAUCUCUCAUUGAAUUGCGAAAUAUAUUACAGAAUAUAGGCGAAGAAGAUGCCACAGCAUAUAUGAGCCAGAUUUUACAUAAAACAUGAUUCAUAUAUUUUUAAAACAAAUAUGUGAUUGUUCCGUGAGUAUGUAUGAGUGUGUGUGUGCAUGUACAGUUUAUUUAUAUAUUUUAAAUUAAACUGCAUUAUACAAGUGAAAUUGUUAUUAUAUUUGAAUGAGAUUUUUAUUAUGUUCAUAUAUUUUUUCUUAAAAAGAUCCUUUUUAAGUUAGAAUUCUAUUUACAAAUUUACAUACUCAUGAUACAAAUAAAUACAAAAAAAUUAUUUUUGAUAAGCUAAAAAACGUUGAUCUCUCUUAUAGGUUCUGAAUUGAAAAAUCUAUUAAAACUUAGUUUUGUCAAAUCUAUAGUCAGGAAACGUUCGUUUAAGAUCAACUCCGAGAUCGCACGUCCUACUGCAGGUGCCUUUUGGAUACCGUGUCCGCUAAAACCAGUAGCUAUGAAUACAUUAUGAUGAAAAGGAUGCUGGCCGAUAAUACCAUUUUCAUCAAAAGUAUUAUAUUCAUAAUAUCCAGCCCAUGAUGACUUCACCUAAAUAGAAUAGAAUAGAAUAUACAUUUUGAAAAAAGCUA
This is a messenger RNA of Pogonomyrmex barbatus (red harvester ant), 3546 nucleotides long. RefSeq names its product nuclear factor NF-kappa-B family member relish (gene Rel). Gene Ontology annotation, molecular function: RNA polymerase II cis-regulatory region sequence-specific DNA binding; DNA-binding transcription factor activity, RNA polymerase II-specific; protein binding. Gene Ontology annotation, cellular component: cytoplasm. NCBI's taxonomy places the organism in Eukaryota, Metazoa, Arthropoda, Insecta, Hymenoptera, Formicidae. The record is from RefSeq and is a predicted model, not a curated record. Gene Ontology annotation, biological process: regulation of DNA-templated transcription.